GGGCUGAACACUAUGUUUCUGUUCUGAGGCACCGAAAUAUCCCCUGCGUAAGGCAACGUGAAUUUUAGAGUCACAUGAUGGAGCCAUAGGCCUGCUCGAGAUGCAACGUGUAUGGUUUGAAUUACUUGAAACCAAGUCCUUUUCCCUACAGAACUGUAGGUUUUUGUAGUCUGAGUCUUUAAGCAGAAGACGUCACUGCAUACAGGAAGCUGAGUUUGCACUAGAACUGUCUGCUAUUUUCCUCCGAGCAGCAAUUUCAUCAAACUGACCAUAAAGAGAGAGUGCAAGCCUGUUGCAUCUGCAGAAUAUUUUCUUUCACAGGACCUCCAAGAAACCAACGUUUCCCACAAGAAUGGUCUCACAUAAUAUGUCAUGGGUAAGGUACCCGAGCCAGGGAGGAGACCACAAUGCCGAAGACGUCGUGCAUUCCGAUACUGUAAUAGCCAAACUUAUGCAUAUCUACAUUGCACUCUUUGUCCUGACUGGUCUAUUAGCAGGGAUCAUUAUCUUAGGCAUCUUCAUUAAGAACUGCAUGCACCAUGCCUUGAAGAAAUUGGAUGCCGUGAUUUUUGCUCAUACCGUCAGCAAUAUUGCGCUGAUUUUGCUGUCCUUCACCGUCACCGCAAGGCCGGACUAUCUCAGAGUAUCCUACUUCGAAUGUGGCACUCUGUCCUUUUUUUUCAACCUGAGUUACUUCAGUUCUCAGUACCUUCGGGUGCUAAUGGUGCUGAGCAUUUUUUUCAGCAGGCACCCACCCCAGAAUGCCUUGAUCAGCAAGGCGUACCGAAACGUAACAGUAUUCAUUGGAUUGGUAUUGAUGUGCGCCUUAUGUGCUACCCUGAUAGUAACAGCGAUGCUGGGUGCAGUGAAUAACCACGAAGUAACAGACUGCCAAUUAGAUCCUUUAUUUGCAUGGCCCGAGUAUGAGAUUAUUAAAUUUACCCUUGGCUUCUGCAUCCCAUCUUUGGCCAAACUAUUCUUCUUCAUUCGGUUGCUAGUUAAAAAAACCCAUACAGAAAUUGACCACUCAAGACAGAGUUUUACGCCUUAUUUGACUGUGUUUGCGAUCAGCAUAACCAUGGUUAUAUGUCGCCUGUUUUACAACGUGAUGCUUCUCUACAGGGCCCUCUUGAAGUUACACAGAAGCGUAGGGACAGUUCAAACCGAGCUGACCACAAAUAUUGCAGAAAUCAUGCUGUUCAGCGAAAGCUGUCUCAGUUUAUUGAUCAUACUUUUCCUUCAUAAGACAUGCAGGAGAGGCUUAUUGCGUAUUGCAAAUAAAAUUGCAAAGGUCUGCGGGAGACGCGAUGGCACCAAUACCUUUGAAAUACGUGAAUUUCACACUGAAGUUUCGUCUGUGCCCUCUGAAAAUGAAUCACACUUGAAUUUGGACUUCCGAAAUACCAGCAAUUAAAAAAAAUAGCUUAAAAGAGAUACCUGAAUGUAUAAAAGGCUUCCAGCCUUAUUUACUCUACUGAAGAAGCGAUGUUCUUAGGUGCAAAAAGACAGCUGCGAUCAAAAUAAUUGCAGGCUUUGCAAGCAUUGUCAUUGCAGGUCCAUCCUUUGCUUUUGUGGGUGAAGUCCAGGCAGCAGAGUGGAGAACGGUGUGGAUAACUUGAUGAAGAACUUUAAUGAAGAGAAAUGUUGUCUCCUUUUUUAUUUCUGUCAUGGAUUUAUUUUUUAUUUUACUUUUUAAAGAUUGCUGACGUUUAUAACUAGAAUGUAUUCAAGAUGAGAAAAUGCAGUGGAAAGACUGUGGAUAUUAUCAUCUACUGAAUUAACAUACCCUGUUUCCCCUAAAAUAAGACAUCCCCAGAAAAUAAGACCUAGUAGAGGUUUUGCUGAAUUGCUAAAUAUAAGGCCUCCCCCGAAAGUAAGACCUAGCAAAGUUUUUGUUUGGAAGCAUGCCCGCCAAACAGAACACUAGAUCAUGUAGGAUCGGUAAAUGUUUGUACCAUAGUGUUGUACAUGGAAAUAAUGAUAGUAACAAGAAAUUAUUGAUAGGAUUCAGUUUAUCUGGUUAUGCUGGUUUGUGAUGACAACUACUGUACAGUAUAUAAUAAAUGUUCAUUUUUAGUUGAACAAUAAAUGUGAAUUCUUCUUCAUGGAAAAAUAAGACAUCCCCUGAAAGUAAAACCUAGAGUAUCUUUGGGAACAAAAAGUAUUAUAAGACACUGUCUUAUUUUCGGGGAAACACGGUAUUAUUUUGCCAAUAACUCAGCCAUACUGAUAGCACCAACUAAGAUGUCACUCUCCAUAAUCCAUCAAACAUGAUGACCUCCAAGUAUUUGUAAGGGAGGCAAGUCACUUGCAGAGAGACUCCUUUUCCUUGAUUUCUAUUCAUCCCAACCAAACUCUCAAUUCUAUUUUUGCAGUCCCAAGGAAGCCUGUUAAAGAAUACGUUUGCUUCUAAAAGUCUUUCCAGUACAUGGAAUCAGUCAACAAUGCAUGUGACAACAGAAGAACUUGCAGUCUCAUUAGAUUAGACGUCCUACGGAGAACCAAGCAUCCUAAAAGGAAAUGAAAGGAGAACUAAAGGGACGUUGCUUUUCGCUGGUAUUCAGACUUCCUAACCAAAUGAACUGCUGCACCAUUCAGGUUUUCAAAAAGACUUAUUUUCAGUAGGAUGGGAGAAAAAAUAUUACUUCUACAAACAAAACCAUUGUUCUGGGCUUCAAAUUAUUUUCCUAGGGUUAAAGGUAAAGGUUUUCCCCUGACGUUAAGUCCAGUCAUGACCAACUCUGGGGGUUGUUGCUCAUCUCCAUUUCUAAGCCAAAGAGCCGGCGUUGUCUGUAGACACCUCCAAGGUCAUGUGGCCAUAGGCAUGACUGCAUGGAGCGCCGUUACCUUCCCGCCGGAGCGAUACCUAUUGAUCUACUCACAUUGGCAUGUUUUCAAACAGCUAGGUUGGCAGGAGCUGGGGCUAACAGCGGGUGCUCAUUCUGUUCCCAGGAUUUGAACCUGGCACCUUUUGGUCCGCAAGUUCAGCAGCUCAGCGCUUUAACACACUGUGCCACCAUCUCUGGCCUUAGGUAACAACAAAUGCAGGCCACUUUUAUCAAGGGGAAAUAUUAUGUGUCAGCAUGGACACAGUAUUAUUAUAGAAGCCAUUAUUAUUUUUCUUAGGGCUAUCUUAUUAUUCGGUACCUAUUGAUCUACUCACAUUUGCAUGUUUUCGAACUGCUAGGUUGGCUGGAGCUAAGGCAGGCUUAAACCCAUUUGGCAAACCUUAGCAAAAGACCCAAACAAAAUGACCAACAACACGAAAGAUCUAUAAGGUGAGCUACUGAAGGGAAUAAGGCACAUCGGGAAAAAACCCAUGUCCAUGUUCUAUGGUAAUUCUGGGCCCCUUAAAAUGGUUAUGGAGAGAACAUUGAAACUAUGCCAAUCACAAGGGCAAGAAAAAGGCAAUAACGACAGUAGCUCUUUCAUUAAGCUGGGCAAUAAACAGCAUUCCAAAUGAGUUUGGCAAUUUUAACAAAACCCUGAUCUGAACAGAAGAAGGAACACGUAAAAUGUAAUAGGAGUCAGCCCUGCAGGGAGGGUCAAAAUGUUACAUUGAAAGAUUUAGCUGUAACUUAAGACACACUGAAUUUUGAUAUUUAUCAGAACAAAAAAACAACCUAUCCAUAAUGGGCCCAAAAGGUAGUCUUUUUUUCUUUAUAUUACACAUGAUGGGACCUUUUCCAUGUACGUUCUCUCCCUUCACGGAAGCUAAUUCUACUUUGAAAAAAACAACUCAAGCGAAGAGGGUAGGACUAGAUAACACUGUUCUUUAAGGAUAGCAUGUGCAGACAUUUGACUGUGCUGAACUCAGUCAGGCUUCCAACACAUCCCUCCCCAAACCCUAACUGAAGUGAAGCCUAAAGACAUCUAUCUGCAUAUGUUUAUAUUCCUGCAUUCUCACACUUGCUUCUAGAAGUUGCCUGAUGUAGGAACAUGUUUUUGUUCUUGAUCUAUCCUUUGCUACCAUGUAUACUGUUAUGUACAUUUAUGAUACCAUAUGCAUCAACAUAUUUAAGGUUAUUAAAUUAAUCUUAAAAGUA
Molecule: messenger RNA, 4046 nt
Organism: Anolis carolinensis (green anole)
Lineage: Eukaryota; Metazoa; Chordata; Lepidosauria; Squamata; Anolidae
Exons: 2
Coding region: 353-1414 (353 amino acids)
Cellular component (GO): membrane
Source: RefSeq, a predicted model, not a curated record